CCAACUCCAGCCCUAGGGUUUCAGAGUCUCACUUCCUCCUCGGCCGUCGUACCAAAAUGCCUAAGCAAAUUCAUGAGAUUAAGGAUUUCCUUCUUACGGCAAGAAGRAAGGAUGCACGGUCAGUGAAAAUCAAGAGGAGCAAGGAUGUUGUCAAGUUCAAAGUUCGGUGCUCAAAGUACCUCUACACUUUAUGUGUCUUUGAUGCCGAGAAGGCCAAUAAGUUGAAGCAAUCUCUUCCUCCAGGCUUGAGCGUGCAGGAUCUUUAGAUGCAAUCUUUCUGUGGUCAGCUGGUAUUCAAGUUUUGGCUUACUAAAAUUGCAAUUUUUUGUUUUCUGAAUGUUGUUCUACCAUUUUGGUUAUAAAGACUUAUUGGUUCCGAGAAUGGUAUGAGUUGUGAAAUUUGCAUUAUUCUUC
Messenger RNA from Cynara cardunculus var. scolymus (artichoke), 414 nucleotides. RefSeq names its product 60S ribosomal protein L38-like. The record is from RefSeq and is a predicted model, not a curated record. The coding region runs from base 57 to 266 and encodes 69 amino acids. Lineage: Eukaryota; Viridiplantae; Streptophyta; Magnoliopsida; Asterales; Asteraceae. The transcript has 3 exons. Gene Ontology annotation, cellular component: ribosome; cytosolic large ribosomal subunit. Gene Ontology annotation, molecular function: structural constituent of ribosome. Gene Ontology annotation, biological process: protein-RNA complex assembly; translation.